This is a messenger RNA of Saccoglossus kowalevskii, 933 nucleotides long. RefSeq lists its product as uncharacterized. NCBI's taxonomy places the organism in Eukaryota, Metazoa, Hemichordata, Enteropneusta, Harrimaniidae. Gene Ontology annotation, molecular function: GTP binding. The record is from RefSeq and is a predicted model, not a curated record.
GCGAACGGGUCGACAUUUUGAUAGCUCAUACGCGCUGUUCCGAUUAUAUUUUGGUCUUACUACACAUUGACAUUAUUACUAGUUACCAUGGCGUAUUCAUCAGCAGGAAGGAUUCCAAAAGGAGACCAAUUAACUCUUGUUCUUGUAGGCCGAACAGGUUCCGGUAAAAGUGCAACUGGAAACACCAUAUUAGGUAAACCACAUUUCAUGUCGGUGCGCUCGAUGUCAUCAAAAACAAGAAGCAUAGCAUGGGGUCGACGUGAACAAGGAAGAAAACUUGUGGUAAUCGACACACCUGGAUUCUUCGACACCAGUGUUGAACUGACCAAUGAAGAUAUGGCUAAAGAAAUUGCAAAAUGUGUUGGCAUUGCAAUGACACAGGGCAAUGGUCUAGACGCUAUUAUAUUGACACUGAAUGCCGAUGAACGACUAACCGAAGAACACAUCAAGAGUAUAAAGUUACUACGUGCUUUAUUCGGUGACGACAUGAUGAAAUAUGUUACAAUACUGUUUACACGGAAGGAUCAACUUGAUCUCGAUAAAGUCAGUUUAGCCGAUUUCUUGGAGGAGGUUCCCUCGUAUAUGAAACAUCUGCUAAUAGACUGCAAUAACAGGGUGCUAGCUUUCGACAACAGAACCAAUGACGCAAAUGUCAAGGAGCAACAGACUGCCGAGCUUGUGCGAUUGGUCGACAAAACCAGAGCUUCCAACGGAAAUAAACCGUUUACAAAUGAUAUUACGAGACGCGUGAAGGAAGCCGUUGAAGAUGAUAGACUGUGCAGGUAUACUGGCAUGGUAGGGGCUGACAGACAAGCAGAUGAUAUCGCAUCGGGGAAUAACAGUGAAGUCAUCGACAAAAUACUAGAAUUUCUUACUGCACUAAUACCCGUGGCGUUAACAGUGGCACAGUUAUUUAUGCAAUCCAGGAAAUGA